Molecule: messenger RNA, 2132 nt
Organism: Eucalyptus grandis
Lineage: Eukaryota; Viridiplantae; Streptophyta; Magnoliopsida; Myrtales; Myrtaceae
Product: glucosidase 2 subunit beta
Exons: 5
Coding region: 632-1114 (160 amino acids)
Biological process (GO): N-glycan processing
Cellular component (GO): glucosidase II complex
Source: RefSeq, a predicted model, not a curated record
UCUCCGCCUCUGCCUCGGCCUGCGCCUGCCCAAAAGCGUUGCUGGUCAUCUGCCUCUGGCAUCUCGGUCUCGUUCCCGAGCGGCACCAAGCUCCCCGCUGCUGACCGGGCGCUGUCCCUGACGUUGGCCCGCUCGGUCGUGAGGAGAUCUGGGCGGACUUGGGCGGGGUCGACGGCGCGGCGAAGAAGGAGAGGCCUGCUGCAUUUUCUCUCUUUUUUUCAACGGAGCGCGCGCUUUUUCUUUCCGCUUCUGCCUCUCUCUUCCUCGAGCACUCCUCCCUCUUUGUCCCGAGCCCUCUCACUCACCCCAAGCGCCCCCCUCGCUUCUCUCGAGCCCUCUCACUCACCCUAAGCGCUUCCCUCCUCGUGGCUCCAGAAAUCGCCGACUGCCGACUGGCCUCUCGAGCUUCUUCGUCUUCUACUCCUUAUUCGGUCCCGAUUUCGGGCUCGAGUACAUAGCCAAGGAUUUUGAAGCAAAAGAGGUUUGCGAGGCUAGAUAUACCGGUGGCGGUGCUAAGUUUUGGGGUUUCGCCGCGACCAAUGAACUUCCAAGAUCACGGUCGAGCACCGGCACCGGCACAUCGAAGAAUUUAUUUCUGGGUUCCAGCUCUUUUCUAACGCUUCCUCCGGACAUGAAUUCGCCGACCGUUUUCAUCUCCGUCGUCAAAUUGGUCCUGCUGUCCAACGGUUCUCUCCGCGUGUCGUCCUCGACUUCGCCGCCCAAAGACCCGUUUCUUGGGAUAGCUCUUGAAGAUGUGAAAUAUUACAGUUCAUCGAACAGGAUCAAGUGUAAGGAUGGGUCGAAGAAAUUCACCAGAGCCCAGGUCAAUGACGAUUUCUGCGACUGCCCAAAUGGGACAGAUGAGCCAGGAACAUCAGCAUGCCCAAAUGGAAAAUUUUAUUGUCGGAAUGCAGGACAUGUUCCUGUCAUUAUAUUUUCUUCGAGAGUAAAUGAUGGCAUUUGUGUGACAGUGGACAAAUUUCAGGGAAGUGGAAAGAUAAUGAGGAGAAUCCUGAGGAAAAUUGCCUCGAGGCAAUUAGACAAGCUUGGAGACAACAGCACACUGGCAGAUCCAUCUGUUGUCAAUCAGCUGAUCUCACUUGCUGAUACCUGAAGUGCCAAGGUUUGAAACUUAUGAGGUCGUCAUCAGGAUUUUCAGCCUCAGGCUCUCAUCGUUGUUGGAUUUUUUGAGUUUGUAAGUAGCAAGAUGGUGCUUAUUCCGAGUCAGCCAUUUCUUUAGCACUUCUCUGAACCUGUUGACAUUUGAUCUUCGUCAUAAGAAUAAAUGAAAUAGAUUCUCUUCUGGUUAGCCGUGUAAAAAUUACUUGUCUGUCCACAAGAACACAAGCUUUAUCAAUUCUUGGUGUAUGUGUACUAAUUUUUUUCCCUAUGAAGUUUCUGGCGGAAAUAUGCUUUACUUAUUUAUUGCAAUUACCAUUAUUACUAGUGAUGUUAUUUUUUGAUAUUUGACAAUAGAUUUUUUAGUUUCAGCAUCAUGCAGCUGCUUAGAACUUUUUAAAAAAGAGAUUUUUAAAUCUUAUUUUUAGAGCAAGAUCUUUAUUUUCUUUGUGCCUUUAAAAUUCUCUACUACGUGUAACAUAUCUCUUAUUGUGCAUACAUUGAGAGGGGCUCAAACCAAUAUUGCUAUUCCUUUGCUUGAGGCUUGUCUUAGUAGGUUUAUGUAAGGUAUUAUCUAGGCUGCAGUUUGAAAAUUGAUUAUCCCCUGAGAUAUUUGGAGAAUCUGUCUCAAUUAUGUGACUUUUUCGAUUUAACCACAUUGCUGAUAGAUGUGGAUAUACUUAUCCUUCAAUUCUUCUAGUUCUUGCAGGCAAGGUGGAGGAUACAAGUAAAGUUCAGACGCUGCUCUUUAGCGCUACUUUACCAGACUGGGUGAAGGGUCUAUGUAACUCAAUCUGGCAAAAUUGUUUUGUUGUUUUGAAUUUGUAUCUUGGUUGUCAAUGUUUUCUUGUAGUUGUUCAAUAGAUUUGUAUAUGAUUCAAAAAAUCGUGCUGUUUGUGGUUAAAGGAAAAACAAUUGUGCUAUCAUUAGUUGCUGGAUUGGUGUUGUAUGUCCAUGCCAAGGCAUAUAUGCCUUGCCUUCUUUUUCGUUGCUUAAACAAAGCCCUUGUUGAU